UCUUCUGCGCUUAUAAUGCAUACAAUUCCCACCAUUUUUGCUUUGGUUCCAAGUAUAAUAUCAAAUCCCCAAACGUCUGUCAUCUUCUUAGCAAUACAGAUAUAACUCCCAGCCUCCCUCUACAUAUUGUUAUUGUUUCUAGCGCUUAUAUAUCUUUGCCGGAUUUGCGAUCUCAUUAACUCAUCAAGCUAUUCGUCAUGAAUACGGUCAGAUUCUUUAGCAAAUCAACCAUGAAAACCACCUGUAGAAUCCUCCUCUUUAGUCGGAACCCACCGUUUUUCAAUCCCAACUCGCAACACCAUGCCGACCCUUUUCGCAUCAUAGGCUCUCGAAGCAUUAUCUUCAAUACCCACAAAGCCUUUCGAUUGCCCAGCUCGGGUUUUGGUCAACCCGUGGCUCUAACAAGGCCUAAUAAUGGGUUUGGCACAACACCCAGUAGGGGAGCCUUCGUAAUUUCUCGGGUCGCGUCGUUUUCGACGACGGUGGAGACCCGAGUGAACGAGAACAAUUUCGAGAGAAUCUACGUUCAAGGUGGUGGGUGUGUUGGUGUGAAGCCAUUAGUGGUGGAGAGAAUUGACAAAGACGAGAAUAUAGUCGGGGAGGAUGAGUCUAGGAUAGAGGUUAAUGGUGGUAGUGACGUAAAUUUAGGGAAUUCCAAGGGUUUGAGUGAAUCCGUGGUGGCGAGGGAGGAAAGUGAAGUGGAGAAGGAGGCGUGGGAGCUGUUGAGAGAGGCGGUGGUGACGUAUUGUGGGAGUCCAGUGGGAACAGUGGCGGCGAGGGACUCUUCCGAUAAUCAGAUGUUGAAUUAUGACCAGGUGUUUAUCAGGGACUUCGUCCCCUCGGCACUCGCGUUCUUGCUUAAGGGAGAGGGAGAGAUUGUGAGGAACUUUCUCCUUCAUACCUUGCAAUUGCAGAGUUGGGAGAAAACAGUGGACUGCUACAGCCCAGGACAGGGUUUGAUGCCUGCAAGUUUUAAAGUUAGAAUUGUGCCUCUUGACGAAAAUAAGCAUGAAGAAGUUCUAGAUCCAGAUUUUGGUGAAUCAGCUAUUGGUCGUGUUGCACCUGUGGAUUCUGGUCUGUGGUGGAUUAUCCUGUUGAGGGCUUAUGGAAAACUCACUGGUGACUAUGCAUUACAAGAAAGGGUGGAUGUUCAGACGGGCUUAAAAAUGAUACUGAACUUGUGUUUAACUGAUGGAUUUGAUAUGUUUCCUUCUCUGUUAGUCACUGAUGGCUCCUGUAUGAUAGACCGGCGGAUGGGUAUCCAUGGCCACCCCCUUGAAAUCCAAGCAUUAUUUUACUCAGCUCUACGAUGCUCCCGUGAGAUGCUUGCUGUAAAUGAUGGAUCCCAGAAUUUGGUGAGGGCAAUCAACAACAGGCUCAGCGCAUUGUCAUUCCAUAUCAGAGAAUAUUAUUGGGUGGAUAUGAAGAAAAUAAAUGAGAUUUACCGAUAUAAAACAGAGGAGUACUCUAUGGAUGCCAUCAACAAGUUUAACAUCUAUCCCGAACAAAUUCCUUCUUGGCUGAUGGACUGGAUUCCAGAGGAUGGCGGAUAUAUGAUGGGCAAUCUACAGCCUGCUCACAUGGAUUUUAGGUUUUUCACGCUUGGAAAUCUUUGGUCCAUUGUUUCAUCUCUGGGUACUCCAAAGCAAAAUGCAGCUAUAUUGAAUUUCAUUGAAGCCAAAUGGGAUGAUCUUGUGGGACAUAUGCCUCUGAAGAUAUGUUACCCUGCUUUAGAGAAUGAAGAGUGGCGAAUAAUCACUGGCAGUGACCCGAAAAAUACCCCAUGGUCAUAUCAUAAUGGUGGGUCCUGGCCAACACUUCUGUGGCAGUUCACAUUGGCAUGCAUCAAGAUGGGCAGAUUUGAACUAGCUCAAAAAGCUGUUGCCUUGGCUGAGAAGAGGCUUUCAGGUGAUAGGUGGCCUGAAUAUUAUGAUACUCGGACAGGGAGGUUUAUUGGAAAGCAAGCACGAUUUUUCCAAACAUGGACUAUUACUGGAUUCCUUGCAUCUAAAAUGCUCUUGGAGAAUCCAGAGAAGGCGUCCUUGUUAUUCUGGGAGGAGGAUUAUGAACUUCUUGAGAUCUGCGUUUGUGCACUUAGCAAGAGUGGUCGAAGGAAAUGCUCCCGCUUUGCAGCGAAGUCGCAGAUACUUGUGUAAUGAGCCUUCUUUUUUUUUUGGAAGGCAGAUGCACCAUGCCUUUGUAUUGUACAGCCACAUCUAAGGAUAGAGGUUAAAUGACAUAAAGCCUAACAUACACCAUUCUUUUUAAGAGUUGCUUUACAAUAAUCACCUCAGUUGUUGUCUGAUUAAUCUGAUCGAGUUGAUCGGCUUUAGAGGUCAAAAUGACAAUGUUGACGGUGCCUCUGUUUUAUGGCACCUGCUGUGGUAAUCUGUUUGUAACUUAUUAACUAUAAGAAGUUUACAUAUUUGUUCUCCCAUCAUGAGGCAGUGGCAAGAUCUCAAGGCAGGUUCCAUAUGAAAUGUCAAGCCCAUUAUAUCCUUCUGGGCAAAUGGUUUGUGUUUCUGGUAA
This is a messenger RNA of Juglans regia (Persian walnut), 2529 nucleotides long. Its product is annotated as alkaline/neutral invertase A, mitochondrial. Gene Ontology annotation, cellular component: mitochondrion. NCBI's taxonomy places the organism in Eukaryota, Viridiplantae, Streptophyta, Magnoliopsida, Fagales, Juglandaceae. Gene Ontology annotation, molecular function: endo-alpha-N-acetylgalactosaminidase activity; sucrose alpha-glucosidase activity. The transcript is spliced from 6 exons. The record is from RefSeq and is a predicted model, not a curated record. Bases 198 to 2156 code for a protein of 652 amino acids. Gene Ontology annotation, biological process: sucrose catabolic process.